This is a messenger RNA of Trichoderma asperellum CBS 433.97, 1830 nucleotides long. It is a transcript of the gene TOM70, whose product is annotated as TOM (translocase of outer membrane) complex component. Gene Ontology annotation, biological process: protein insertion into mitochondrial inner membrane; protein import into mitochondrial matrix. The record is from RefSeq and is a predicted model, not a curated record. Gene Ontology annotation, molecular function: protein-transporting ATPase activity; protein binding. Lineage: Eukaryota; Fungi; Ascomycota; Sordariomycetes; Hypocreales; Hypocreaceae. Gene Ontology annotation, cellular component: mitochondrial outer membrane.
AUGCCUCCGGGCCGCCCCGCCGCCGUCGCUGUCGACGCGAAUUCGUCCUCGACCUGGGACCGGAUAUCGUCGUGGGUGUCGGAGAAUAAGGCGGUUGUCUAUACCAUUGCUGGCGUGGCCGUUGUUGUCACUGGCGCUGGCGUUGUCUACUAUCUGAAUUCCGAUUCGAAGUCCGAUGCAUCACCAAAGCUCAGCAAGAAGGAGAGGAGGAAGCGCAAAGAGGCCGAGCGCAAAGCCGCCGACUCUAAAGCUACCCAGUCCAAAGCCGCCACCGUCGAGCCCGAAUCCGAGCUGCCAGAAAUCAACGAGACCACUGUUCUACAGCUGAGCCCCGAGGUGCGAGAGCAGUAUGCCGCUCGACUGAAGCAGGCUGGCAACAAGGCCUACGGAGAUAAGGCAUACAACAAGGCCAUCGACCUCUACUCCCAGGCUAUUCUGUGCAAACCAGAUGCCGUCUUCUACUCCAACAGAGCCGCCUGCUACAGCGCCAUGAGCGAAUGGGAAAAGGUUGUCGAAGAUACCACUGCUGCCAUCAGCAUGGACCCCGAUUACAUUAAAGCUAUUAACCGCCGUGCCACUGCCUACGAGCACCUAAAGAUGUACUCCGAGGCUCUUCUCGAUUUCACAGCCUCUUGCAUCAUCGAUAACUUCAAGAGCGAGUCGACUGCUCAAGCUGUUGAGAGACUGCUAAAGGUCUUCGCCGAGCAUAAGGCCAAGGAGGUCAUGGCAUCCAGGCCCGCCAAGCUCCCCAGCCCCAUCUUCGUCGGUAACUACCUCCAGAGCUUCCGCCAGAAGCCCCGCCCUGCCGCUCUUGACGACUCAAUCGAGCUCUCUCUGGAUACCGGUUUGGGACAGCUGCAGCUCGGUUUCCAGGGACUCGAGCAGAAGACAGCCGAGGGAUACGAGGAGGCCAGACAGGCGUUCGAGAAGGCCAUUGAGCUUGGCGAUCUCGGCGAGCACGAGGCUCUCGCUUACAACCUGCGGGGUACUAUUCGAACCCUCCUUGGCAACCACGCCGCGGCGACGGAGGAUUUCGACAGGAGUAUCGAACUCGACCCAAAGAUGACCCAGAGCUACAUCAAGCGAGCUAGCAUUAGCUUGGAGCUCGGUGAGCCUGACAAGGCCGACGCCGAGUUCGAAAAGGCCCUCGAGCAGGAUAAUGACGACCCCGAUGUCUACUACCACCGUGCCCAGGCUCACUUCAUCAAGGGCGAUCUCGCAAGCGCACAGAAGGACUACCAGAAGUCGAUUGACUUGGACAAGGACUUCAUCUUCUCCCACAUCCAGCUGGGUGUUACCCAGUACAAGAUGGGCUCCAUCGCGUCGUCCAUGGCCACCUUCCGACGAUGCAUCAAGAACUUCCCCAAGGUCCCCGACGUUUACAACUACUAUGGCGAGCUGCUGCUAGACCAGGGCAACUUCCCCGAGGCCAUUGAAAAGUUUGAUACCGCUAUGGAAAUGGAGAAGCAGUCUAAGCCCAUGUCUAUGAACGUUUUGCCCCUGAUCAACAAGGCUCUCGCCCUCUUCCAGUCAUCAGCUGACUUUAAGGAGGCAGAGAAGCUCUGCCAGAAGGCUCUCAUCAUUGACCCUGAGUGUGAUAUUGCUGUGGCCACCAUGGCUCAGCUUCUGCUGCAGCAGAACAAGGUUACCGAGGCGCUCAAGUACUUUGAGCGUGCGGCAGAGCUCGCCCGAACCGAGGGUGAGAUUGUCAACGCCUUGUCCUACGCCGAGGCUACACGAACCCAAGUCAAGGUCACGGAGAAAUACCCCAAGCUGGCGGAGAAGCUCGCAGGUGGUCCAGGUGGCCCUGGCGGACUGCGCAUGCCUUAA